Messenger RNA from Entrophospora sp. SA101, 429 nucleotides. The record is from the annotation of a GenBank genome assembly. Lineage: Eukaryota; Fungi; Glomeromycota; Glomeromycetes; Entrophosporales; Entrophosporaceae.
AUGAAUUAUCAAAAUAAUCAACGUGAAGUUCCUUUCAACGAACAACCGGAUGCACCUAAUAUUCCUAGCGAAGCUCACUCUGGUCAUGAUAAUUUUCGCUCAACUGUUCAGCUUCUAACAACAGCGACGGCAACAGCAGCAACAGUUUCAAAAGAGGCAGCGAUAGCAUUACUAAUAAUUAACUUGAAAAUCAAAAGCUUUUUGGGUGAUAAAAUUAAAUUUAUUGUUGUGGAUGUUGGGAAAAGAAGGUUUAACCCAUCAUCAGUGUUUGAUACAAUUGUUUAUAAAUAUACCAAUGAUUGUUGUAUAGGAAUUGCUUCAGGAAUUACUUUUUAUGAGGAAGUAGAAUAUGAAGAAAUGAAGCUAAUAAAUGAAAUGAAACUUGGAUAUAAAAGAUCAAUUGGAACAAUUGUUUUUAUAAAAAUAUAA